Molecule: messenger RNA, 1005 nt
Organism: Anopheles coustani
Lineage: Eukaryota; Metazoa; Arthropoda; Insecta; Diptera; Culicidae
Product: cuticle protein-like
Exons: 1
Coding region: 1-1005 (334 amino acids)
Cellular component (GO): chitin-based extracellular matrix
Molecular function (GO): structural constituent of chitin-based larval cuticle
Source: RefSeq, a predicted model, not a curated record
AUGAAACUGUUCGUCGUAGUCUCGUCCCUGUUGGCCGUCGCCACCGCCGCGCCCUCGGCCGCGCUGUACGCAACGUACGCCCAACCGGCUACGUUGUACGCGGCCAACAUUGCCGCCCCGACCUACCUGGCGGCGAUUCCGGCCGAGCUGCAGAGCCAGUACCACUCCCAGGACGAGCUCGGCCAGUACUCAUAUGGAUACAGCGGAGCACAGUCAGCCAAGGCGGAGUCGAAAUCGUUCGAUGGCAUCACCCGCGGCUCCUACAGCUACGUCGACGCCGAGAACAAGCUCCAGACGGUGGCGUACACCGCCGACGCGGUGAACGGCUUCCGUGUGGCCGCUUCGAACCUCCCGGUUGCCCCGGUUGAGACGCGCACCGCCCCCGAGCCGGUCAAGGACACGCCGGAAGUCGCCGCCGCCAAGCUGGAGCAUAUGGCCGCCAUUGAGGAUGCCAAGCUGCGCAAUGCUGCCGCCGAGAAGGACGAUUCGGCCGAGGUGAUCACUGCGGCCGCCCCGGCUGCCAUCCCCGCCGCCAUCCCGCUGCCGGUGACCAGCUACGCCGCCGCUCCGGCCGCCUCCUUCGCCUACUCGACCCAAUCGAUUGCCCUCAAGAGCGCCGAGGCUCAGCCCAUCGCCUACACGUACGCUGCUCCGGCAGCCGCCGCCAUCGAGCUGAAGGCUCCCUCCUCCUUCUCGUACUCGACCUACACCCAUAGUGCCCCGGCCAGCUACGCUCUGCCCGCCACCAUCCAGUACGCUGCCGCUGCCCCGCUCGCCUACUCCACCAACUCGUACGCGGCGCCCAUCGCCAGUCUGCCGAUCGCCUCCCAGUACGCCACCUUUGCCCCAGCCGCCCCGAUCGCCAUUGCCGCCCGCUCGCAGCCCGCGCUGGCAGGCGAGAUUGUGGCCCUGCCCGAACCCGUUCAGGAUACGCCCGAGGUCGCCAAGGCCAAGGAGGAGCAUCUGCAGGCCGUCGCUGAGGCCAAGGCUCGCAGCCUACAGUAA